CGUCGGUGGGAAGUGGAUUUGAUUAACCGCUGGCCAUAAAAACGCAACGCGGCUUUGCUUAUAAGACACAGACACAGACAUCGAGACAGAGAGAGAGAGAUAGUGGUCCAUUCCCAUUGAAGAAGAAGACAAAGUGAAAAGCCUAAAAGAGCCGUUGAAGCGUACAAUCUAAGGCAAUAAACCCACAAGAAAGCUUAAGUCUUUACUGUUAUCUUUCAAUUGCCAUUUCAAUUUCAAGAUAUAGAGAGAGAAAGAAGCAAAAAAGGCGCAGUCUUGGGGGUUUUCACAGGCUAUGGUGGGUUUAAACGACGACAUCUCAGUCGACAUUGAAGAGAUCUACAAUGGUGGCAAGGAGCAUCAUGUCAAAACUUGCCAUGGUUCAGUUUCAGUUGUAGUUUAUGGAGAUCAAGAGAAACCAGCACUGAUCACUUAUCCAGAUGUAGCACUUAACUAUUUGUCGUGUUUCCAAGGAUUGUUUCUCUGCCCUGAAGCAGUAUCCUUACUGCUCCAUAAUUUCUGCAUUUACCAUAUUAGUCCCCCAGGACAUGAGUUCGGAGCUGCUCCAGUUUGUUCCAAUGAUCCGUCACCUUCCGUUGAAGACCUCGCGGACCAGAUUCUUGAAGUAUUGAACUUCUUUAGCCUCGAGGCAGUAAUGUGCAUGGGGAUUACAGCGGGUGCCUACAUCCUUUCCUUGUUUGCUAUUAAACAUAAAGAACGAGUUUUGGGUUUGAUUCUUAUAUCACCUCUAUGCAAAGCGCCCUCAUGGUCUGAAUGGUUUUAUUACAAGGUAGUGUCAAACUUGUUGUACUACUAUGGUAUGUCUGGGCUGUUAAAGGAUAUUUUCCUCCAACGGUACUUCAGUAAGGAAGCUCGUGGUAGCUCUGAAGUUCCAGAGAGGGAUGUGGUACAUGAAUGCAGAAGACUGCUGGGGGAAAGACAUGGUAGUAGUCUUAUGCGGUUUCUUGAAGCAGUUAACAAGAGACAUGACCUAACUGAUGGAUUAAGAGAUUUGAAAUGCCGCACACUCAUCUUUGUUGGCGACCAAUCUCCCUUCCACUCUGAAACUCUUCACAUGGUGACUGCAUUGGACAGAAAAUACAGCGCCUUGGUUGAGGUGCAAGCUUGUGGAUCAGUGGUGACAGAAGAGCAACCACAUGCGAUGUUGAUACCAAUGGAGUUCUUUUUCAUGGGGUUUGGAUUGUAUAGGCCUGGUCGGGUUAGCGAUAGCCCCCGUAGUCCACUGAGCCCGUCAUGUAUUUCGCCAGAGCUUCUUUCUCCAGAGAGUCUUGGUAUAAAGCUAAAGCCAAUAAAAACUCGGGUUCCCACCAAAUGUUAAAAGUAACACAAUUGAUUCAUUGUAUUCUUCCUCUCAUAUUUGGUGUAUCAAUUCAAAUAUUCUUUUAUUGAAUAUGUGUUUGUACUUUUGUAAUCAAUUAACUCAAAAAACUCUUUAUUUGUAAGAGAUAGUUUAGCUUUUAUGGGUA
Messenger RNA from Capsella rubella, 1484 nucleotides. RefSeq names its product protein NDL3. Lineage: Eukaryota; Viridiplantae; Streptophyta; Magnoliopsida; Brassicales; Brassicaceae. Bases 293 to 1336 code for a protein of 347 amino acids. The transcript is spliced from 10 exons. The record is from RefSeq and is a predicted model, not a curated record.